AUGCCGUUCUCGGACUUCACGCGUUACUUUUCUCGCUUGGAAUUCUGUCAUUUGGGCCCGGAAUCGGGGUCGUUCGGACGCUCUUUCAAACAGGACGAACGAAAACGACGUUGGGAAAUGACUCGAGAAGAGGGUGAAUGGGUAAAGCACUCAACGGCGGGUGGUUGUCGGAAUAAUGCAAGAACAUUCCAUAUGAACCCACAAUAUCGUGUCCAAGUUAUCGAUCCGGACGAAACGGAUGAUGAUAACACGGGUACCAUUAUUAUCGGGCUGAUGCAAAAAAGUCGUCGCGAGGUAUUUCAAGAGCAUCACACCAUUGGCUAUUCGAUUUAUCGCGUAAGUGAUCUAGAUAACAGUUACCGCAUUGCCCCAUUGUCCCGUGGGUAUGAGUAUACAGUAUCAAAUCUGCAUCCUUUUCUACUAUUCGCCUAUAAUUUCGUAAUACCGUUGGCAGUAAGUUUCAUCGUUAUAUCAAUUACACACACUUCAUAUCUAUACUCUAGGCUCUGCAACUGUCAUCGCCUAAGUCCGUAUCCUUGCUGUUUUAUCUUCAGUGCAUAUUGUGAUCAGUUGAUACCACACUGCCUAAACCAAAUGCAAAGUACUAAUGGUAAACAGGAAACUAGAAUAAAUUGUUAA
Echinostoma caproni is the source of this 639-nucleotide messenger RNA. Lineage: Eukaryota; Metazoa; Platyhelminthes; Trematoda; Plagiorchiida; Echinostomatidae. The record is from the annotation of a GenBank genome assembly.